CAUAGCCCCUUUUCUUCUCGUAUUUAUCACAGGGAAAAGGGUUCAGCGUCAAGAUCAGCACAGUGGCCGCUCAUCUCUGAUUGGGAGAUUAACAAAUACGUUAUCACCUAGCAGUAAAAUGUUUGAGCUCACUCGAAGAGUGAAAACCUCUCUCGAUCAGCGCAAGGUAAUUGGUACUUGCCAGUAGCAUAAACAAAUUUAUCGGCUGUGUAUUGAUUUCAUCAAUUUAAUUUUAUUGGUGGAAGGCAUCGAUCUAGAAGGUAUAUGUAUGUAAGAAAAAGUACGGACAACAUCUGUGAUGUUCCUCUUAGCGGGACACAAGCAAAACGACGGAUGUCGAUAUUGCCAAAUCACAAACUAAUUCAAUUUUCCUAGAUUGUGUUAAUGCAGAAAAGUUGGUUUUGGGAAGGAAGUACAUCUGUGUAACUAAUCUGGUACUUAAGAAUUAGGAGAGGAGAUUCAAAAUGGAUGAAAAACAACAGAAAAUCACUGUGUAUGUCAUGCAGAGCAUCUUCAGCGUGAUCGGAACCAUCGGAAAUUCCUUGGUGUUGUACAUUUAUCUCAGAAAAAAGGACAAGUCAACAUCGAGUAUAUUCAUCUUAGCCCUGGCGGGGGCAGACUUUUUCACGUGCCUUGUGAUAGUUCCCUUCAAUAUAAUCACUUUAUAUCUGGACUACAAACACGGCUACGACUUGAUGUGUCGGCUGUAUAUGUUCUUGAUAACAGGUGGUGUGCCAUUUGCCACCCUCAUCAUGGUGGCGAUUGCCUUUGAUAGAUACUUCUGUAUAUGUCAUCCUUUCCUUCAUGUGAUUACAAUAUUUCGAGCGAAACUGAUCAUUCUUAUUUUGCUCAGCUUUGCUGGAAUCCUUGGAAUCAUGGUAGCACUAAUGUACGGAAUUAAUGACAUUAUAUCGGAUCCCAGUUCCCAAUCAAAUAACUCCUGCUACUCCAACACAUCCUCUUCAUACCAACAAGUGACAUGUAAUUCAACAAUUUAUAACGCCAACAUGUCCUCCAAUUUAUCAGACGAUUUAAUCAAUCAUAGCUAUGGGAUGUGUUCGCCAAAUUAUGAUAUAUUCAAUGAAGAUUUUGUUUUACUUUUCUCCAAAAUCCAUGCUGUGCUAUACCUUCUCAUGUUCAUAUUCGUCGUUGUGUUGUAUUCUUUGAUCUAUCGGGAAAUACACGUAAGACGGGCAAGAAAAGCCAAAAGGAAGCGGUCUAGUCUAUAUCCAAGUCAGAGCUGUGCCCCCGAGGCUUCGCUGGGCGACACCCAUAUGACACUAAUGCCCGGGCCCAUGUCGGACGGAAACGCAGACGAACCAACUAAGAACGGUCACUCCUCAAAACGACGAAAAAUAGGCGCAACUCUAAAAGAAAAGCAAUUUUAUGCCAACAUUCGAACUGCUGCCAUGUUGUUCAUUGUCACUAUUGUUUUCUUGGUCGCUUUUUUACCAGCCCUGCUAAUGACCCAAGAACUCAUACCGUACAAUAUUGUGAUUUUCUACACUUAUUUUGUAUACCACACGGCAAAUCCAGUUAUAUAUUCUUUUAUGAAUCAAUCGUUUCGGAUAGAAUUGAAAAAUAUGUACAGUAAGAUGUGCAACGGAAGUCGUAAACAUUAAUGUAUGACUGAUUUAUUCAUUUAUUUAAUUAAUUAUUUCUAUUAUCAAAACGAGUCCUUGUUUUAGAGUUCAUAAUUACAAAGUUUUAAGAUUUUAUGUAGUAUUAGAAUUGCUGGGUUUUUUUUCGCCAAUUGCCAUAACACUGUCUGCAGUGCCUUAAGUUAAAGGUGAAAUGGAGAUAUGUUUGUCAAGUAGUAUUAAAUGUCCGUGCAUUGUUUCUUAUUGAUUAUAACGAAUUUUUUUUUUAGGGAAAUGUAAACAUUUUUCCUUAGAAAAUAAAAAUGUGCGGGGUACAAUGUAUUUACGUUUUGAAAUAUGAGUUUGAGAAUGUAUUAUUUUUGUUUGAUGUCCUUUAUUCAAGUACCGAGUUAAAACAAGAAUUCACGCAUGUCAACAACUUUUGAAUGGGCUUCUUUGGCAAAUACUGAAAUCAAAUAUUAGUUUACAAACUUUUAAGUAUGCCGGUUAGCUUCUGGGGAUGAUUUUAUAUUGAUUUAUUGAACGUUAAUAUGUCUGAACAUUCAUAUCAAAAUAAUUUUCCUACACAAUUCUUUCGUAAAGAAAGUAACCCCAACGAAAUACUGUGUUGAUUUUAAAUAGCCUAGACAUGUCGAUAACCUCAAUGACCGCAACUUUAAUAGAGAUUUGAUAUACAUGUACAAUACAUGUCAUUUGUAUUCACUUACGAAAGUGUGUAUAACGGGAGGUAACCUCGGUUACAAGACAUGUGAGUGUAGAAACUUCCACGUACUUUAUCAAGAAACCCAAUUAUAAAUGUUUUUUUAGCUUAUAAUAAAAUUGUGGACAACUC
Molecule: messenger RNA, 2433 nt
Organism: Magallana angulata
Lineage: Eukaryota; Metazoa; Mollusca; Bivalvia; Ostreida; Ostreidae
Product: olfactory receptor 5D14-like
Exons: 2
Coding region: 465-1622 (385 amino acids)
Biological process (GO): neuropeptide signaling pathway
Cellular component (GO): membrane
Molecular function (GO): G protein-coupled peptide receptor activity
Source: RefSeq, a predicted model, not a curated record